CGGCGGGCGGGGCUCGGCUCGGGCUCCGCGGGCGGGCGGGCGGACAUGGCGGCCAACAUGUACCGGGUCGGAGAUUAUGUUUACUUUGAGAAUUCCUCCAGCAACCCAUACCUAAUCAGAAGAAUAGAAGAACUGAACAAGACUGCAAGUGGCAACGUGGAAGCAAAAGUAGUAUGCUUUUAUAGACGACGUGAUAUCUCCAACACGCUCAUAAUGCUUGCCGAUAAGCAUGCCAAGGAAACAGAGGAAGACGAGAUGACCGUGGAGGCUGACCUCACUGAGAAGCAGAAGCAUCAGUUGAAGCAUAGGGAGCUCUUUCUGUCUCGUCAGUAUGAGUCUCUGCCCGCCACACACAUCAGGGGGAAAUGCAGUGUGGCCCUGCUGAACGAGACAGAGUCGGUGCUGUCCUACCUUGACAAAGAGGAUGCUUUCUUCUACUCGUUGGUGUACGACCUCGUGAAGACGUUAUUAGCUGACAAGGGUGAAAUCAGAGUGGGUCCAAAGUACCAGGCUGACAUUCCAGACAUGCUCCCGAAGGGAGACUCAGAUGAGAGGGAACAAUCAAAAUUGGAAGUAAAAGUUUGGGAUCCCAAUAGUCCGCUUACGGAUCGACAGAUUGACCAGUUUUUAGUUGUAGCCCGUGCCGUCGGGACGUUCGCCCGUGCCCUGGAUUGCAGCAUCGUGAGGCAGCCUAGCUUGCAUAUGAGCGCGGCUGCAGCCUCCCGAGACAUCACCCUGUUCCAUGCCAUGGACACGCUGUACAGACAUGGCUAUGACCUGAGCAGUGCCAUAAGUGUUCUGGUGCCACUCGGAGGGCCGGUCCUGUGCAGAGAUGAGAUGGAGGAGUGGUCGGCCUCCGAAGCCAGCCUAUUCGAAGAAGCACUGGAAAAAUAUGGCAAAGAUUUCAACGACAUCCGUCAGGACUUCCUCCCGUGGAAGUCCUUGACUAGCAUCAUUGAAUAUUAUUACAUGUGGAAAACUACUGACAGAUACGUGCAGCAGAAACGUCUAAAAGCAGCAGAAGCCGAGAGCAAGCUGAAACAAGUGUAUAUCCCAACUUACAGCAAACCAAAUCCCAACCAAAUAUCCACCAGCAAUGGCAAGUCCGGCACUGUGAAUGGAGCUGUGGGGACCACGUUCCAGCCCCAGAACACCCUCUCAGGGCGAGCCUGCGAGAGCUGCUACGCCACACAGUCUCACCAGUGGUAUUCCUGGGGCCCACCUAACAUGCAGUGUAGAUUGUGCGCGACCUGUUGGCUGUAUUGGAAAAAGUAUGGCGGUCUGAAAAUGCCCACCCAGUCAGAAGAACAGAAGUCUCCCAGCCCCACUGCAGAGGACCCACGCGUGAGAAGCCACCUGUCCCGGCAGGCCAUGCAAGGCAUGCCGGUCCGGAACACCGGGAGCCCCAAGUCUGCGGUGAAGACCCGCCAAGCUUUCUUCCUCCAUACUACGUAUUUCACAAAAAUUGCUCGUCAGGUCUGCAAAAACACCCUGCGGCUGCGGCAGGCAGCGAGACGGCCGUUUGUUGCUAUUAAUUAUGCUGCCAUUAGGGCAGAAUAUGCAGACAGACACGCCGAACUUUCUGGAAGCCCGCUGAAAAGCAAAAGCACUAGGAAACCUUUGUCAUGUAUCAUUGGGUAUUUAGAGAUCCAUCCUGCCAAGAAACCUAAUGUAAUUCGAUCUCCGCCGAGCCUGCAAACUCCAGCUACCAAGAGGAUGCUCACCACUCCGAAUCACACGUCUCUGAGCAUUCUGGGGAAAAGAAACUACAGUCAUCACAAUGGCCUGGAUGCCUCCAAGAUUCGGAUGGUGAAUUCUCUGAUUUUCGGAAGGGGAGGACAUGGACUCACAAGCCUGCAACUAGAGACUGUAAAAGAGCUUGCUUUUGUGGCAUCGGUUGGCCAGAGGGCAGAGUCUCCGAGUCCACGGGCUUCAAGUACUUCUGAGUAGUCAAACCAAUAGGGAGCAUUUUGCAGAAAACAAAAACUUACCUGCUGUGUGUCAGACUGAGCUAUCCCUCUUCCAUCCUGUACUUCAAGACCUGCUACUGUCCCGCUGGUGGUCACAGCCAUGCCUGGAAAGAAGGUGGCUCCUUCACUGGGAGAGCUCCGCGCACACCCCUUGGCGUCCUAGAGGGGCCGGGGAGAAACUGUAGGAGCGCGCAGUCCGCAUCCGCGGCUCCGCGUGUGAACCAGUGACACCUAGCUUCCUUCCCAGAGACCUUGCUGUCCCAGGAUGGACGUGUCUGAGAACUGAGGCGAGCAGGGAGCCACUAGCCAGCCUCCUCACUUCCCAGUUCCCAACUCCCAGGAGCUGCUAGCUCAGCCGUGGAGGCUGCUGCGGUCCCGGAGCCCCACUGCCCUGCAUGUGCCCACCCUACUGUUUCCUGCUGUGAAAUGAUGCACGGGAGGGACAUGGCAUCUUUCUGAGCGGCUUCUCCUUCAGGAUGUGCCGCUCUUCGUGCGGCCCACGACAUCGCCCUGCCUUUGCUAUUGUGUCUCUCGGCUUUUUUUCAAUAGGCUGCCUUUCUCUCCUCACGGAGGAAAUGACUCUUUCUGCAUCCCACGCAGGGUUUACUCCCACCCUCUGUGGGGCCGGAGGGUCUGGGGGAACAGACGGUUCUUGACCUUGGCCAGCCUGCAAGCAGCUGUCAGCAUCUGCUCCGUCGCCGGAGAGACACGGGGUUGAACUGGUUUCCGUUCGGUCCCGGGGAGCCCCACAGAGAGCGGGUGUCAACUGCGCCAAGCGUGCAAGCACAUCACUGUGACAAGCUGUUGGCUUACUGUCCUCUUCCCUUAUAGCUACACCAGCCGACAAAGAUCUGUAGCCGGGGUAGAGAGAUCCUUUAGUGGGUCACAAAUCUCCCCCUCCCCGCCCCCAUUUUAUUUUAAGUAGACUCUGUUGGGCCUGAGGGGUGGGGUAGAGGAUGGAAAUCUUCUUUGUAGAUAGGAAUCGAUGUAGAUGGCUUCGUGAUCCCUCACUCCUCCAGCUUUUCGGUGAGCAUGUGUGC
This is a messenger RNA of Peromyscus leucopus (white-footed mouse), 3010 nucleotides long. RefSeq names its product metastasis associated 1 family member 3 (gene Mta3). NCBI's taxonomy places the organism in Eukaryota, Metazoa, Chordata, Mammalia, Rodentia, Cricetidae. Gene Ontology annotation, cellular component: nucleoplasm; NuRD complex. Gene Ontology annotation, biological process: negative regulation of transcription by RNA polymerase II. The record is from RefSeq and is a predicted model, not a curated record. Gene Ontology annotation, molecular function: histone deacetylase binding; transcription coactivator activity; transcription corepressor activity.